This is a messenger RNA of Nematolebias whitei (Rio pearlfish), 1508 nucleotides long. RefSeq names its product prohibitin (gene phb1). The record is from RefSeq and is a predicted model, not a curated record. Bases 104 to 919 code for a protein of 271 amino acids. The transcript is spliced from 7 exons. NCBI's taxonomy places the organism in Eukaryota, Metazoa, Chordata, Actinopteri, Cyprinodontiformes, Rivulidae. Gene Ontology annotation, cellular component: mitochondrion; membrane. Gene Ontology annotation, biological process: mitochondrion organization.
CGUACAACGCGCAUGCGCUGUGCAGGAAAUAUUUCAUGUGUUUCACGUCGAGUCCGGUCGGUGGAGGUCACAGGCAUUUGAGUAAACUCAGGAGGUUGCUGUCAUGUCCAAGUUGUUCGAGUCCAUUGGGAAGGUUGGGAUUGCCCUCGCCAUCGGUGGAAGUAUUGUGAACUCAGCCCUCUUUAACGUUGAUGCAGGGCACCGGGCUGUUAUAUUCGACAGGUUUCGGGGAGUACAAGAGGAAGUUGUUGGUGAAGGAACUCACUUCUUCAUCCCCUGGGUUCAGAAACCCAUCCUCUUUGACUGCCGAUCCCGCCCACGCAACGUGCCCGUCAUCACGGGCAGCAAAGAUCUACAGAAUGUUAACAUCACACUGCGUAUCCUCUUCCGACCGGUGACGACUAACCUGCCACGAAUCUUCACCAGCAUUGGUGAAGACUAUGAUGAGAGGGUGCUACCAUCUAUCACCACAGAGGUCUUAAAGUCUGUUGUUGCUAGGUUUGAUGCUGGCGAGCUGAUCACUCAGAGAGAGCUCGUGUCCCGGCAGGUCAGUGAGGACCUCACAGAAAGAGCGUCCACCUUCGGCCUCAUCUUGGAUGAUGUAUCACUGACACAUUUGACCUUUGGCAAAGAAUUCACCGAGGCUGUUGAGAUGAAACAGGUGGCCCAGCAGGAUGCUGAGAGAGCUCGUUUUGUUGUGGAAAAGGCAGAGCAACAGAAGCAGGCGGCGAUCAUCUCAGCUGAGGGAGAUUCUCAGGCUGCUUUGCUCAUUGCCAACUCCCUGAUGGAGGCUGGUGAUGGUUUGGUUGAGCUCCGUAAACUGGAGGCAGCUGAGGAAAUCGCCCAACAGCUCUCACGCUCCCGGAACAUCACUUACCUGCCCCCUGGACAGGGCACAUUGCUUCAACUGCCCCAGUGAUCGCUUCCUGUUUGUCCCACUCUCACGUAACCAGCUAUAACCUGAGCUUUGAAGGUGCGGGCUGGAAGAUUCAAUAGCUAUUUUCAAUCUUCACAUGCAUUCCUCCCACUCUUUGUCAAACCAACACCAGACUGGGCUCGGCUGAUGGCAGCACAGUGAGAGUGUGAGGUUUGUGACGAAAACAUUUAUGAAGUCCACCCUCGUGUAUAGAAGCGGUGGGGUUAAUGUCCCGUCUUUAAAUACUUAUGUUGAUGUAGUUCGUACUUUAAGAAUAAUCUCCAGAGCAGCGUUUCUUCAGAAUAAGAGCACUGCAUGAGUGUGUAAACAAGAUGUUUGAUUCCUGUGAAAAACAUCAAUAAGUUGUGCUGGAAAGUUUAACAGUCGUCACGUGUGAAGUAAAAGACCAUUUCUUGGUUUUAUUUUUCAAAAUGAUUUCUUUGAGUAACGUUGCCACCCUGUAUUAAUUGGAAUUUGCCUUUCUGACAGUAGAGGACAACUUCUGUACAGUUGCUGUCUUUAUUUUCUGACAUCAUAAGCUUCAGGAUUCAGAAAUGGCUAAACUUAAUAAAAAAUAUCUCGCUACCUUCCA